Molecule: messenger RNA, 1215 nt
Organism: Balaenoptera musculus (blue whale)
Lineage: Eukaryota; Metazoa; Chordata; Mammalia; Artiodactyla; Balaenopteridae
Gene: PNOC
Product: prepronociceptin
Exons: 4
Coding region: 127-747 (206 amino acids)
Biological process (GO): sensory perception; neuropeptide signaling pathway; chemical synaptic transmission
Cellular component (GO): neuronal cell body; axon terminus; plasma membrane
Molecular function (GO): opioid receptor binding
Source: RefSeq, a predicted model, not a curated record
GGAACAGCCAGGAAGGAUGGUAGGUUCUGCUGCUCGCUUGAUUAAGGGGGUCAGCGUGUGUCUGUGUCAUCGAGGUGGGCAGGGAAGGGGAGGGCUGUGUGGGGCGCGGGGGGGGGGAGCGUAUAUAUGCUGGUGUGGCUGAUACCGUGGAGCCUCACAUCCGAAGGAGCCUGGCUUACUGACAGCUCCCAGCGUCCUGCUUCCAGCUCCUGCACCAUGAAGAUCCUGUUCUGUGACCUCCUGCUGCUCAGCCUGUUCUCCAGCGUGUCCAGCAGCUGUCAGGAGGACUGUAUGACCUGCAGAGAGAAGCUCCGCCCAGCUCUUGACAGCUUCAACCUUGAGGUGUGCAUCCUCGAGUGUGAAGGGAAGGUUUUCUCCGGCCCUCUCUGGACUCCGUGCACCAAGGUCAUGGCGAGGGGCUCCUGGCAGCUCAGCCCUGCUGACCCAGAGCACGUGGCAGCUGCUCUUGACCAGCCAAGAGCCUCUGAGAUGCAGCAUCUGAAGAGAAUGCCCCGUGUCAGGAGCCUCUUCCAAGCUCAGAAAGGGACAGAGCCCGGCAUGGAGGAGGUAGGGGAGAUGGAGCAGAGGCAGCUGCAGAAGAGGUUCGGGGGUUUCACCGGAGCCCGGAAGUCGGCCCGGAAGCUGGCCAACCAGAAGCGGUUCAGUGAGUUUAUGAGGCAGUACCUGGUCCUGAGCUUGCGGUCCAGCCAGCGCCGGCGCACCCUGCACCAGAAUGGUAAUGCGUAGCCGGAAGGGGAGCCCCUCCCAGCUGUACCGUCCACUUCAACCCAUGAGUGUCCGGGUGAUCCCCAAAUCAGCAUGUCUCCAGCCCCAGACCUGCAGGCUGGGAAUCAGGAUUCCUUCCUCCCCAAGGCCCUGAGGAAGGCCUUGUCUCCAGGCCUCCACCCCCAGGGCCCAGCCGCAUCUGGUUGUCUUUCCUUUCCCCCCUCCUUCCUGCCCCCUCCCCCCAUGGCAUGUUUCAUGACCACCCUGUUACUACAUCAGAGUGUAUUUUUGUAAUUCUUCCAGCUAACAUUUAAAAAGCCCCAUCUUUCCUUCUCACCCACCUCUUCCCUCUUCUAGGGGUGGGUUCAAGGAACAGGAAAUCAAGAGUGGGGUUUUGACUCGUCACUGCCAUAACUUGUUUGUAAAAGAGUUGUUCUUUUUGACCUAUUGUUUUAAACAGAUAUUUCUCCAUUAAACUUCUACUGAGCA